This is a messenger RNA of Mizuhopecten yessoensis (Yesso scallop), 2116 nucleotides long. RefSeq names its product M-phase phosphoprotein 6-like. Gene Ontology annotation, biological process: maturation of 5.8S rRNA. The transcript is spliced from 5 exons. Lineage: Eukaryota; Metazoa; Mollusca; Bivalvia; Pectinida; Pectinidae. The coding region runs from base 107 to 607 and encodes 166 amino acids. The record is from RefSeq and is a predicted model, not a curated record.
UGUGAUAACAGUGUGCUGUCCACAUGGCCCAGACAGAACGUCAACGUUAGCCUUAGCUAGAACAAAAUUAACACUUAGUCUAUAAUUUUUACUGUUUAUUCUAACCAUGGCGGGAGGACCUGACCAGAAAACCGUCUUGUCAAAAAAUGUCCUCCAAAUGAAGUUUAUGCAGAGAAGUGCAUUACGUAUAGAGAAAGAACUAAAUGAGGAAGAAAAUAAAGACAUUGAUGACGAACAUUGGGUUUUGGACCUACCAGCCACACAGAAACUAGAAAAUAAUUACAUGUUUGAACCAAGCCUUGUGAGAAUUGAAAGUCUUCAGUUCGGCAGGAUGUCUUUCUGCGGCUUCAACCCAGAAAUAGAGAAACUGAUGAAACGUCAUAACACCAAAGUAGAGCUUGAUGCAGCAGAGGUGAAGGAGAUGGAGUUAAGUGUGCAGGAAGAUGAAAUGGCAAACAGGUACCAAUCAUUAUUUGGCACGAUAGCUAAGAAAUUCAGCAGCAAAAGAGACCGUGGUCAAAUAGAAGAAAAGUUUUCCAAUUCUGAGGAAAAUCCUCCGAAAUCUAAAAAACAUCGAAAAUUCAUCAAACCUGCCGACGAUGACUGAUGUCAUGUAUUAGUGUUUGGAUAUACACUUAUUAGAUCUCACACCGCCAAAUAGGUGAUGCAGUUGCCUGACCAGAAGCCGAGAUCUAUGGAACCUGUUACACUGCCUUUAAGUUUGUCUGGAAAAUCCUUAUCAUGAAUGUGGUACAACUUUUUUUUCUGCAUGUUUAAUUUGCAUAAGGAUAUUAAUUAUUGUUUAAAUAUAGUGUAAGCAUGGUUACAUGUAUUCUGGCUAAAUGUAAGGGCUAUGUAGAUAUGUACAGUGAGGCCUCCUCCAGUAACUGACCAACAGAAACCUUUAAAUCACCAAGAUGUUUGUGAAAGUGUAAAUGGACUUAGGAAUGAGAUCUUAUUAACUUGAUCAGGGAUAUUUCACUGUGUGGAUAUGAAAGUAAGUCAUUAAUGCUGUCUAAGGCCAAAUCAGAGUAUUAUUAGUUUCCUGCUAUAUGACCAGAAACAAUAGGAGUGAUCUGUUGGCAAAUUAAUAAAGCGUGGGUUUUUUUAAAAAAAAAAUAUUCUCACAAUAUUGAUAACUGUAAUGGGUUCAUAAUUAUUUCAGUAGAUUUUUUUGUAUACUUGAUAUCAUAUGCAGACAUUCUAUACACAAUUUAAAAGAUAUGUCAUUGAUCUUCAUGGUAAUGAAAUUGAUUAAAAAAUAAAGAUGUUAAAUAUUGAAAACAAACCUGCUAGAGAAUCCAUUUUCCAUGAUUGACUUUGGUUUUGUGUUCAGAUAGACUCCAUUAUGGGAUUUAUUUCAGGACCAAAAAGGUGAAUGGCCGAACUUUCUGAGGGUAUCAAGAGCAUAUUAUAAAUAUUAUAUAUCGGCAAUUAAAACUCAUUUCACACUUGUUGACCACACACAGUUUACUAGACACUUCUUUUUGUUAUGGGUUUGGUCUAUUUUUUAUCUACAGCCCAAACUAAGAAAUUACAAAAUCAAGAAAAAUGGAUUGUUUGAGAUUAACAAAAAUACAAAGGAGGAAACCCAGUUUUACCGUUACCUAGAAUGCCAUAAAAUGUUUUAUGGUUUGCAUUAAAAAUAGGUAGGCAUGUUUUGUCAGGUAGCAGGAAAACAGACUAUUUAGUUUUGGCCUUAGUCCAGAGAUUUGUUAUAUUUAUGUCUGUAAGCAUUGUGAAGAUGAAGAGGAAUGUACAUGUGUGAUGGUUGAUUGUCAUAUUUAUCUUUCAUUGGUAAAACUUUUUAACAAAGAUUAAUUGGUUAAUUUUUGGUGAUGAUUUUUAAACUGUUUUACCUGUUAUGUUUUAAACAAAAUGUUUCGGGGUAAUUAUAAUCUGCUAUUGGCUAUCAAAGUGUGAAUGUCGUUAAAUCGUUAAAGAAAGAAAAUUAUUUUGGUAAUUUUAGAGUAUUAAAUAUUCUACUCAUACAUGUCAGCGAAUAUAACUGUUUAUGAUAUAUAUAUAUAAAUUUAUGUAUAAAUAUUACAUACAUUGUAUACUAUGAAUAUGCGAAUGAAAUUACAAUUUAAUAUGCGAAUGAAAUUACAAUUUA